This is a messenger RNA of Pseudocercospora fijiensis CIRAD86, 456 nucleotides long. RefSeq lists its product as uncharacterized. NCBI's taxonomy places the organism in Eukaryota, Fungi, Ascomycota, Dothideomycetes, Mycosphaerellales, Mycosphaerellaceae. The transcript has 2 exons. The record is from RefSeq and is a predicted model, not a curated record. The coding region runs from base 1 to 456 and encodes 151 amino acids.
AUGGGAUACGCUGCAAUUGAAGCAGUGCCAGCGAUGCCCUGUGCAGAAGUCAUGGUAGGCCCGCGAGCUCAUAACCAAGAGGCCUGUCCUCUCUUCUCCCUACCAGGCGAGAUCCGUACGUACAUCUACGAACUCGUAUUGCUCGCGGGAGUCCCUGGCGAUGAGAAUGGUCUCAUAAAGCUUGAGAAGCGUACACGGAUUGGGAUGCUCAUACAACCGCCAAGCGUCCUGUCGUUACUGGCCACGUGCCGCAUCAUCCAAUACGAGGCUGCUGGUAUUUUCUACGAGAAGAUUCACCUAGAAUUCACCUGCUCCACUAAAGCAUCUAUCGAGCGGGACCGGGAAAUCUUCAACACUCUCGGCCAGCCACGUCUUGAUGGCAUUGCUAUGCUGUCCAUCACGAAGCGUCGGGUCAACAAUAUUGCCUGGCUUUCUACCGUAAUAGCAUUGAGUUGA